AUGGCAGUGCAGAUCGGCUCAUCCUCGCGUAAAUCAAAUCGAAUUUUGCGGCGUAGUUUCUACACCAUACCACACCGUGCCGUGCAUAAAUAUGUCGUCGCCACCAUAAAAAAUAGGGAUGGCAAGGAAAUGGAUUACUUGAAGCUUUUCUGA
Sclerotinia sclerotiorum 1980 UF-70 is the source of this 153-nucleotide messenger RNA. RefSeq lists its product with no specific name. The record is from RefSeq and is a predicted model, not a curated record. The transcript has 3 exons. The coding region runs from base 1 to 153 and encodes 50 amino acids. NCBI's taxonomy places the organism in Eukaryota, Fungi, Ascomycota, Leotiomycetes, Helotiales, Sclerotiniaceae.